Messenger RNA from Aspergillus steynii IBT 23096, 2061 nucleotides. RefSeq names its product amino acid transporter. Gene Ontology annotation, biological process: amino acid transmembrane transport. Gene Ontology annotation, cellular component: vacuolar membrane. The transcript has 7 exons. Gene Ontology annotation, molecular function: amino acid transmembrane transporter activity. NCBI's taxonomy places the organism in Eukaryota, Fungi, Ascomycota, Eurotiomycetes, Eurotiales, Aspergillaceae. The record is from RefSeq and is a predicted model, not a curated record. The coding region runs from base 457 to 1842 and encodes 461 amino acids.
UGGGCAGCCUUGGCUGGUUCCGAGUGGAGCCAGGGACAACAGAAGAACUCGUCCUUACCCCAGAUGUUGGUGCCAAUGACAUGGCUAGAUUAAAAGGAACUGGCAGAAUGAAAAACGAAAGACAUACAGACCCAUCCUGCCAAAGAUGUCGACGUGGUUAUUUCACAUUUCGCACCGAUGCUCGAUCCGAGAAUGACCGGGGCGUUACGUAAGAGUGGCCCACCAUACAGGCCUAAUGCAACCUCGGCCUGUCGAAAUUGCAGAAAAGAAAUUCAACGCUGCCAAUCUCUAAUACGCGCUUUCCGUGGCGAAAACGUGCAGGGCGCAAUCCGGAAGGCAAACUCUUCCUCCCUUGCGUCGACCCCACCGGCUAGAAUAGGGUUUUUUCCCGCUACCUUAGUAUCGCCCCGGAUUCACGCUCGACGUGAUCCCUCAUUGUGACUCAUUGACUUGAAUAUGGAUAGAUCUGUACCUGGCAUGGCUUCUGGCAUUGAAACUGUCCCGGAAGAGAAGCGUAAAUCAGCGCAGCUGUCUUCCACGGGCGAUGACGACCAGAAAGUCGAGAUCGGGUCCUGCCGUCACGAUGCGUUCGGUGACGAGCAGCACGCGCAGGUCAAAUACAAAACCUUGAAGUGGUGGCAAUGCGGUAUGCUCAUGGUCGCUGAGACCGUUUCCCUCGGGGUUCUUGCUCUCCCCGCGGCAAUUGCAGGACUGGGUCUGGCUCCUGCGCUUGCGAUUCUGAUCGGUCUCGGUGGGCUAGCCACUUAUACUGGCUACGUGACGGGACAGUUCAAAUGGCGAUACCCACAUGUCUCCAGCGCUGCAGACGCAGGGGAGGUCUUAAUGGGCGGCUUCGGCCGGGAGCUGCUAUUUGGCAGUAACAUCUUGUAUUUGGUCUUUCUCAUGGCUAGCCAUGUGCUGACCUUUACGGUGGCUAUGAACACGAUCACCAAGCAUGCCACCUGCUCUAUUGUCUUCGGAGUCGUAGGAUUAUUGGUUUCAUUCCUUUUGGCUCUCCCCAGAACACUGAAAGGAAUGACAUGGCUUUCGGCUAUUUCGUUCACGAGUAUCAUGGCCGCAUUAUUCAUAACGAUGAUUGCAGUCGGCGUCCAGAACGAUCCAUUUCCAGUCAAGGCAACCGUGAAGACUGACCUAGUUAGCGGCUUCAUGUCCGCCGCUAACAUUGUCUUUACAUUUGCCACUCACAACACCUUCUUUACAAUGAUGUCUGAGCUCAAAGAACCGAGGGAGUUUCCGAAAUCCCUGGCUUUGUUGCAAUGCCUCGACUUGUCGAUCUAUCUUGUCGCUUCGGUGGUCAUUUACCGAUAUGCCGGCGACGGCGUGGCCUCCCCGGCCUUAGGAUCCGCGGGACCCUUAAUCGCAAGGAUCGCCUAUGGAAUUGCUCUACCAACAAUUAUCAUUGCGGGCGUCAUAAUCAGCCAUAUAGCCUGUAAAUCAAUCUACAUUCGCAUCUUCGCCGGGACCAACCGUAUCCAUACAAAGGACUUCGUUGCCGUCGGGUCGUGGAUCGGCAUUGUGCUCUCUCUUUGGAUCGUGGCCUGGAUCAUCGCCAUGUCCAUUCCUGUGUUCAACAGUCUUCUGAGUCUUAUUGUUUCCUUGUUUGCCAGCUGGUUUUCCUUCGCACUGCCGGGGAUCUUCUGGUUCUGGAUGAACAAGGGCCUUUGGUUCUCGUCGCCUCGGAAAAUUCUUCUGAGCUUCGUGAAUGCGCUCGCCAUUGUUGUGGGCCUUGUCCUGUGUGGUCUUGGCCUCUACAGCUCAGGGAAAACGAUACAUGAUGAUCCCAGCAGUGCGAGCUUCUCAUGUGCCGACAACUCUCUUUGAGCCUUUGUAUUUUGAUUUGCAUUUUCAUCCGUCCGUUUUACAUCACUGCGCUGAACCCAACAAGAAAUAGCCGUUCGGAUAAAGAACACGCUUCACUUCAUUGCAUAUAGCUAAGAAUGCCAUUGUACUCAAUCAAGCUGUUGAAUCCGACAAAGAGAAGAACACCACAAAGCCAUCCAUGUACAAUUAUUGAAUCCGAAAGAGAAAUACCCUGAACAA